Molecule: messenger RNA, 2456 nt
Organism: Oncorhynchus keta (chum salmon)
Lineage: Eukaryota; Metazoa; Chordata; Actinopteri; Salmoniformes; Salmonidae
Gene: dus2
Product: dihydrouridine synthase 2
Exons: 16
Coding region: 146-1642 (498 amino acids)
Biological process (GO): tRNA dihydrouridine synthesis
Cellular component (GO): cytoplasm
Molecular function (GO): tRNA binding; tRNA dihydrouridine synthase activity; flavin adenine dinucleotide binding
Source: RefSeq, a predicted model, not a curated record
UUACUCGUAGUGAAUUUGUCUGUUCUAUGCCGUAAUUUCUAUUCCAAAUCGGCGAGGUUUGAUGAUGCAAGAUUUCAAACAGGAAGUAGAGUCAACACGCGUUCCGGGGGAUCAAAUGAAGACCACUAUAAUGUACUUUCUGUAAAUGACGGCGAAUAAAGAAAAUAUGACGGCCAAUACAGUGGGUAGACUGUGUUUCCGCAAUGUAAAUGCACUGGCACCUAUGGUGCGUGUUGGCACCUUACCAACGAGACUGCUGUCCCUGGAUUAUGGUGCUGAUAUUGUGUACUCUGAGGAGUUGAUUGACAUCAAAAUGGCACAGUGUCAGAGAGUUGUCAAUGAGGUCUUGGAGACGGUGGAUUUCGUGGCUCCUGAUGAGAGAGUGAUGUUCAGGACCUGUGAAAAGGAGAAAGACCGUGUUGUCUUCCAGAUGGGAACUGCGGACCCAGACAGAGCACUGAUUGUGGCGCGACUAGUGGAGAAUGAUGUGGCUGCCAUUGAUGUGAACAUGGGCUGUCCUAAGGAAUACUCUACUAAGGGUGGGAUGGGAGCUGCUCUGCUCUCAGACCCCGACAAAAUCGAAGCGAUUCUUAGAACACUUGUGAAAGGAGUGUCCAAACCAGUGACAUGUAAAAUCAGAAUAUUGCCCACACUGGAAGAUACUCUUAGUCUGGUAAAGAGAAUUGAGAACACGGGUGUGGCAGCUAUUGCCGUUCACGGCAGGUUAAAAGAUGAAAGACCAAGACACCCUGUUCACUGUGACUUCAUCCAGGCUAUAGCUGAGGCGGUGUCCAUUCCUGUCAUCGCUAACGGAGGUUCUCUGGACCGGGUCAAAGCCCACGCUGACAUCGAGGAGUUCCGGAAGGCCACCGGGGCGUCCUCUGUGAUGGUUGCCAGGGCGGCUAUGUGGAACCCCUCAGUGUUCCGCAGUCAGGGACUGCUGUCUGUGGAGGAGGUCAUGGAGGAAUACCUCAAAUACGCCAUCCGCUACGACAACCAUGCCUUCAACACCAAGUACUGCCUCUGUCAAAUGCUGAGGGAUAAGGUGGAGUCUCCACUGGGGAAGCAACUCAAAUCUGCCCAAACCAACAAAGAGAUCUGUGAGGGAUAUGGGCUGCAGGAGUACUAUAAGAAGACCCAGGCAGAACUACAAGCCAGAAGGGAAGCCAUCCAAACCAACCACAAUCACCCCAACCAGCCUGUUCUAGAUGGCGAUGUCACCACAAUGCAUGUCAAAUUUGAACGGAGGGAGUACCCUGGAGAAUUCAGCCCUAAGAUGUUCCUGCUGGAGUGGAGCCGCAAGGAGAACUUAGAGCAACCACGAUAUGAGACAGUACAGCGCUCUCAAGACCGGGCCUUCCAAUCCAUGGUAACGAUGACAGGGAAAAAGUACAGAUCCACUCUGUGGGAGAAGUCAAAGAAAUAUGCAGAGCAGGCUUCUGCUAUAGUAUGUCUACGUGUUUUGGGGCUACCAGAGGGUCGGGCUGGUGAAGAGUACUCUGGGUUGGUGGGCAAGAGGAAGAGGGAGGAGAAGAGCAACGAGACGCCAGAUGAGGAGGACACCACUACAUACUUUGGAGCCAGGAAAAGACGCCCGUCUGAAAACCCAGAAGAGCAACGGGUUACCAACCAUUCCAAAUAGUGUACAGCACAUGACAUGCACAGCCUGACUACUACACUGUGUAACAACUGUAAAAUUAUUGCUUUACGACCGCAAUAAGACAGCAUGUACCUUUUAUAUUAAAUGGUGACUGUUCUGCAGCAGGGGUCAGCUCUUACCAUGGGGAGUGAUUGAUACAGUAGCGGCCAUAUUAUUGUGAGAUUGAGACAUGCAAACGAGUAGUGUAGUGUCUGAGAUAUUCUGUCAGCUCCCCUCCAAAUAUUCAAACAGACAUCAGCAUGAGGUGUUCAAUGCUAUUUAUUUUUUCUCCUGGAUUAUUUUGUUUAGUGACAAAAAGCUUGUUUGGUGUUGGUUUGCAGAAAACAUGCUCUGCAUGGGAUUAUUAAAUGGCCCUAUUAUUAUUUUAUUUUUUGAUAAACCAAACUGGUAAUCGGAUUAGUUUAUAAAAAAAAAAAACGGUCCAAAUGUGUAACAAGACAGUUUGUCAGGCUACUUGAAAUCAUGCAUUCUGCUUACUCUUGCAAUAUUCAAAUGUUUCUUCUGUAAAGUCACAAUAGAAAACCACUUAUCAACCUUCUGCACUACUCAUAUUGACCAGAAGCAAGUUUUUAUUUUAUAAUUCUUGACAGGAGUGUAUGUACAGUGUAAUGAAAUCUGCCAGAGGAGGGCGGCACAGGAGCUGUAUAAAGAGUUAAUUUUCUCAGGCAGUAUUUAUUGCACCAUUGUCUCACAUGGGACCGUACAAAAUUAGGAAAACUUGCUUUUUAUGUUUUCAUCUUAAAUUAAUUAGUUGUUGCUCUUUCACGUUAAACAAUAAACGUUUUUGUUGAUUGUA